UGCGUCUCUGUUCUUAGGGCUCAGCUUUCACCCGAAGCGGCCCUGGAUCCUAACGAGUUUGCACAAUGGAGUGAUCCAGCUGUGGGAUUACCGGAUGUGCACCCUUAUUGACAAAUUUGAUGAGCAUGAUGGACCAGUCCGAGGUAUUGAUUUCCACAAACAGCAGCCACUCUUUGUCUCUGGAGGUGAUGACUACAAGAUAAAGGUUUGGAAUUACAAACUGCGCCGCUGUCUUUUCACUCUGCUCGGGCACCUGGAUUACAUUCGCACCACUUUCUUCCACCAUGAGUACCCCUGGAUCCUGAGUGCUUCUGAUGAUCAGACGAUCCGGGUUUGGAACUGGCAGUCCAGAACCUGUGUUUGCGUGCUGACAGGACACAACCACUAUGUGAUGUGCUCCCAGUUUCAUCCCUCUGAGGACCUGGUGGUGUCGGCUAGCUUGGAUCAGACUGUGCGCGUUUGGGAUAUUUCUGGCCUAAGGAAGAAGAAUCUGUCUCCUGGAGCUGUGGAGUCGGAUGUCAGGGGAAUUACUGGGGUGGAUUUGUUCGGGACGACAGAUGCGGUGGUGAAACAUGUUCUUGAGGGACAUGAUCGUGGAGUGAACUGGGCUGCCUUCCACCCCACCAUGCCUCUCAUCGUAUCUGGGGCUGAUGAUCGGCAGGUGAAGAUCUGGAGGAUGAAUGAAUCAAAGGCCUGGGAGGUGGACACCUGCCGUGGACACUACAACAAUGUCUCCUGUGCUGUCUUUCACCCACGGCAGGAGCUGAUCCUCAGCAAUUCAGAAGAUAAGAGCAUCCGUGUCUGGGAUAUGUCUAAACGCACGGGUGUCCAGACCUUCCGCCGAGAUCACGAUCGCUUUUGGGUGUUGGCUGCUCACCCCAACCUCAACCUCUUUGCUGCAGGCCACGACGGCGGCAUGAUCGUGUUCAAGCUGGAGCGUGAGCGGCCUGCCUAUGCAGUGCACGGUAACAUGCUGUAUUAUGUGAAGGACCGUUUCCUGCGCCAGCUCGAUUUCAACAGCUCCAAAGACGUUGCUGUCAUGCAGCUGAGAAGUGGUUCCAAGUUUCCAGUGUUCAACAUGUCGUACAACCCAGCUGAGAAUGCUGUCCUGCUCUGCACGAGAGCUAGUAACCUGGAGAACAGCACCUAUGACCUGUACACCAUCCCCAAGGACGCAGACUCCCAGAAUCCCGAUGCCCCGGAAGGGAAGCGUUCCUCUGGGCUGACAGCUGUGUGGGUAGCUCGCAACCGCUUUGCAGUCCUGGAUCGCAUGCAUUCGAUCCUAAUCAAGAACCUGAAAAAUGAGAUUACCAAGAAAGUGCAGGUCCCGAACUGUGAUGAGAUUUUUUACGCUGGCACUGGGAACCUUUUACUCAGGGAUGCAGACUCGAUCACGCUCUUUGAUGUGCAUCAGAAGCGAACCCAGGCUUCCGUGAAGAUCUCCAAAGUGAAGUAUGUCAUCUGGUCAGCUGACAUGUCCCAUGUGGCUCUGCUGGCUAAGCAUGCCAUUAUGAUCUGCAACAGGAAGCUGGAGUCCCUAUGUAACAUCCAUGAGAAUAUCCGUGUCAAGAGCGGCGCCUGGGACGAGAGCGGUGUCUUCAUCUACACCACCAGCAACCACAUCAAAUACGCUGUCACCACAGGGGAUCACGGAAUCAUCCGUACUCUGGACCUGCCUAUUUAUGUCACCCGCGUGAAGGGGAACAACGUGUACUGUCUAGACAGGGAAUGCCGACCCAGGGUCCUCACCAUUGACCCCACGGAGUUCAAGUUCAAGCUGGCGCUGAUCAACAGGAAGUAUGAUGAGGUGUUGCACAUGGUGAGGAACGCCAAGCUGGUGGGCCAGUCCAUCAUCGCCUACCUGCAGAAGAAGGGCUACCCCGAGGUGGCGCUGCAUUUCGUAAAGGACGAGAAGACUCGGUUCAGCCUGGCACUGGAGUGCGGCAAUAUCGAGAUCGCCCUGGAGGCAGCCAAGGCUCUGGACGACAAGAAUUGCUGGGAGAAGCUGGGGGAGGUGGCCUUGCUGCAGGGAAACCAUCAGAUCGUGGAGAUGUGCUACCAGCGCACCAAGAACUUUGACAGGCUCUCCUUCCUGUACCUCAUCACGGGCAACCUGGAGAAGCUCCGCAAGAUGAUGAAGAUAGCUGAGAUCCGUAAAGACAUGAGUGGCCACUAUCAGAACGCCCUGUACCUCGGAGAUGUAGCAGAGAGGGUGAGGAUCUUGAAGAACUGCGGGCAGAAGUCCCUGGCCUAUCUCACAGCUGCAACUCAUGGCUUGGAUGAAGAAGCCGAGAGUCUGAAGGAGACGUUUGACCCAGAAAAGGAAACGAUUCCAGACAUUGACCCCAAUGCAAAGCUGCUCCAGCCCCCUGCUGCUAUCAUGCCUCUGGACACUAACUGGCCAUUGCUCACUGUCUCCAAGGGAUUCUUUGAAGGAACAAUUGCUAGCAAAGGCAAAGGAGGGGCAUUGGCUGCUGAUAUUGAUAUCGACGCUGUUGGCACCGAAGGCUGGGGAGAGGAUGCUGAGUUGCAGCUGGAUGAAGAUGGCUUUGUGGAUGCCGGGGAAGGCUUUGGAGACGAAGCCCUUGGUAAGGGACAGGAGGAAGGAGGAGGAUGGGAAGUUGAAGAGGAUUUGGACCUUCCUCCUGAACUGGAUGUCCCUGCUGGCCCGGCAGGAGGAGUCGAGGAUGGAUUCUUUGUGCCACCCACCAAGGGCACCAGCCCAGCUCAGGUCUGGUGUAAUAAUUCCCAGCUGCCUGUUGAUCACAUCCUGGGUGGUUCCUUUGAGACAGCCAUGCGGCUCCUCCACGACCAGGUGGGAGUGACUAAUUUUGGCCCCUACAAGCAGCUGUUCCUGCAGACCUAUGCCCGGGGCCGCACCACCUACCAAGCACUUCCCUGCCUGCCCGCCAUGUAUGGAUAUCCACAUCGCAACUGGAAGGAUGCCGGGUUGAAGAAUGCCCUCCCGGUCGUCGGCUUGAAGCUCAACGACCUGAUCCAGCGCCUGCAAGUCUGCUACCAGUUCACCACGGCUGGCAAGUUCGAGGAGGCGGUGGAGAAGUUCCGUGCCAUCCUGCUGAGUGUGCCGCUGCUGGUGGUGGAUAACAAGCAGGAGAUCGCUGAGGCCCAGCAGCUGAUUGCCAUCUGCCGAGAGUACAUUGUGGGGCUGUCAAUGGAGAUCGAGAGGAAGAAGCUCCCCAAAGAGACCCUGGAGCAGCAGAAACGCACCUGCGAGAUGGCAGCCUACUUCACCCACUCCAACCUGCAGCCCGUCCACAUGAUUCUUGUGCUGCGCACCGCUCUCAAUCUCUUCUUUAAGCUCAAAAACUUCAAGACAGCUGCCACAUUUGCUCGCCGGCUCCUGGAGCUGGGCCCCAAGCCCGAAGUGUCACAGCAGACACGCAAGAUCCUGUCCGCCUGCGAGAAGAACCCCACUGACACCUAUCAGCUGAACUACGACAUGCACAACCCCUUCGACAUCUGCGCCGCCUCCUACCGGCCCAUCUACCGCGGCAAGCCGGUGGAGAAGUGCCCACUCAGCGGUGCCUGCUACUGCCCUGAGUUCCGGGGACAGAUCUGUCGAGUCACCACGGUGACAGAGAUUGGCAAAGACGUCAUUGGGCUGCGAAUCAGCCCACUUCAGUUCCGCUAAGGCCCUGCCCCAGGCUGGGG
This is a messenger RNA of Chelonoidis abingdonii (Abingdon island giant tortoise), 3672 nucleotides long. RefSeq names its product COPI coat complex subunit alpha (gene COPA). The record is from RefSeq and is a predicted model, not a curated record. Gene Ontology annotation, cellular component: COPI vesicle coat. Gene Ontology annotation, biological process: intra-Golgi vesicle-mediated transport; endoplasmic reticulum to Golgi vesicle-mediated transport; retrograde vesicle-mediated transport, Golgi to endoplasmic reticulum. NCBI's taxonomy places the organism in Eukaryota, Metazoa, Chordata, Testudines, Testudinidae. Gene Ontology annotation, molecular function: protein binding; structural molecule activity.